AUGGCAACAAAGGAGAGUGACCCGAGUGGAUCCGGAGGAAUCUCCAGGCAGAAUUCGGGAGUGGGGGGACAAUGGGAAUCGGACUUGACUGCGGUGCAGCACAGUUUGAAGUUCGUGAAGAACCUGGAAGAGCACUAUGUUUGUCCCACCUGUAAAGGAGUAGUUCUCAACCCACACCAAACCGGCUGCGGACACAUCUUCUGCUACCGCUGCAUCCAAGGGCUCCUGGAAAACUCCCCAGCCACCACCUCGGCCUGUCCUUUGGACAGAGGUUUGAUCAAAUCUGAUGAGGUUUUCCAAGACAAUUGCUGCAAAAGGGAGAUAUCAAAUUUAGAAGUCUACUGCACAAACUCCCCCAACUGCUCCCACAGAAUGACAUUAUGUCGGUUGCAGGAGCAUCUACAGGCAUGUCCGUUUGAGUCGUUGCAGUGUUCCAAUGUAGGCUGCAGUGAGAUCUUGCAACGCAAGGAUUUGCAGGAGCACCUCAGAAUCAGCUGCUCCUAUCGUAUGGAGCGCUGUCACUACUGCAAGCAUCCUUACACAUGCUGCCAACUCGAGGAACAUGAGAGGUAUACAUGCCCAGAGGUUGAAAUCAAGUGUCCCAACAAAUGCUCGCAGAUGAUUAAAAGAUGCAUGCUUGAAGACCAUGCUGACCAGUGUCCUGAGGUGCAGACGGACUGUGUUUAUAAGAAAUAUGGCUGCUCUGUCCGGGAAAGGAGAGCCCAAGUUCAAAUUCACGAGGAAACCGCUCUCAAUCACCACAUCCUCCUGGUUCUGGGGAGCAACACCAAGCUGGAGACACAGAUGGAAAUCCUCCAGCAAGAGGUGCUGCUGAGGCACAAGGAGCUCCAGGAGAGGAGCCACCAGGUCAGCGGUCUGGAGGAGGUGGUCCGCCCGCUGGCCCAGCAGGUCAGCCGAUGUGACAGCACCCUGUCUGCAGUACAGAGGUCUCUGGAGGACCAGAGGGACCACAUCUCCAGCGUCCAGCUCCAGCUUGAGGAGCUGUCCAGUGUGUUUGGCCCUGGUGUGGCCCGGGAGGAACUGGGCCAAAUCAGAGCGUCCCUGGAUGCCCUCAGACAGCAGGUGUCCGUCACGGAGGGGCUCAAAGACCACCUGGGGGAGUUGAAGGAGACCUACAUGCGCCACUCGCGCCUCCUCAGCAUCCACACGGCGCAGCUGGAGUGCAACGAGGAGCACUUCAGAGAGCUCGAGUCCACCUCAUACGACGGCAAGCUCAUCUGGAAGCUCCGCGACUACCGCAAGAGGAAGGAGGCCGGGGCACGAGGCCAGGGACCGUGCCUGAGCAGCGCGCCCUUCCACACGGGCCGCAGCGGCUACAAAAUGGCCGCCAGGGCCUACCUGAACGGCGACGGGGCAGGCCGGGACACCCACCUGUCUCUUUACGUGGUCCUCAUGAGGGGCGACUUCGACCCCCUCCUGCCCUGGCCCUUCAGACAGCCGGUGUCAUUGUCAGUGCUGGAUCAGAGCGGCACCAACAACCACCUAACUAUGAGUUUCAAACCCGACCCGGAAAACACUAGCUUCCACCGGCCCGGCUCGGCCGCUGCAACCGCCAGCGCCCCCACCAACGUGGCCUCUGGUUUCCAGUGCUUUGCCUCGCAUGCCCAGCUGGAGACGCCCAAGAACGCCAUCUACGUGAGAGACGAUACGCUCUUUGUUAAGGUCAAAGUGGACACGAGCGGUUUGGAGGACUUGUAG
Messenger RNA from Salvelinus namaycush (lake trout), 1719 nucleotides. It is a transcript of the gene traf5, whose product is annotated as Tnf receptor-associated factor 5. NCBI's taxonomy places the organism in Eukaryota, Metazoa, Chordata, Actinopteri, Salmoniformes, Salmonidae. The coding region runs from base 1 to 1719 and encodes 572 amino acids. The transcript is spliced from 10 exons. Gene Ontology annotation, biological process: protein K63-linked ubiquitination; positive regulation of JNK cascade; tumor necrosis factor-mediated signaling pathway. The record is from RefSeq and is a predicted model, not a curated record. Gene Ontology annotation, cellular component: plasma membrane signaling receptor complex. Gene Ontology annotation, molecular function: thioesterase binding; zinc ion binding; tumor necrosis factor receptor binding.